CUGAGUGCUGUUUCUCCAUUGUUUUCGCAAGUGACUUCGGACACCUCUCCAGGGUCCUCGCAGCCGAGUGACGUUUCUCCAGUGUUUUCGCAGUGUUUUCGCAGCUUAUUGCAGAUGCAUCUUUUCAAGGGUCAACGCAGCUGGCUCCCGGAGCCUCUUCGCCAGGCUCAACGCAGCUGGCUCCUGUUUCCUCGAUGGCGCCCCCUGACGGCGCUCCUGUUUCCUCGAUGGCGCCCCCUGACGGCGCUCCUGUUUCCUCGAUGACGCCCCCUGACGGCACUCCUGUUCCUGUGUUGGAGUACCCCGUCGGCGCUUCUGUUCCUGUGUUGGCGCCCCCCGACGGCGCUCCUGUUCCUGUGUUGGAGUCCCCCGAUGGCAUUUCUGUUCCUGUGUUGGAGUUCCUCGAUGGCACUCCUGUUCCUGUGUUGGAGUUCCCCGAUGGCGCUCCUGUUCCUGUGUUGGAGUCCCUCGAUGGUGCUCCUGUUCCUGAGUUGGCAGCCUGCGUCCCACCAUUUUUACCACGCCUGCCUGAGGACAUUUUAAAUGACUUUGAAUUUGCCCCUCAGGGACCAGGACCUCCUUGUGUGUUUUCUGUUUUGUAAAGGCACUCCUGGAGUAGUGCCUUUGGGGGGGGCAUCUGUCACGUUUUGAGCCUUUGUGUGUGCUCCUGAGGUGCCACGCCCCCCUCACCAUGAGCACACUCAGUCUCCUGAUUGGCUCCCUGAGCUAAUCAGCCUCAGCUGCUCCUAAUCAGGGACGAUUUAAAAGGAGAGCUGAGGAACAGACUGGCGGGAGUUAUUUUAGUUUGCUUAGGUUUGGUGUGCUUUGGUAUUGUUUGUCUGUCUUUGACUUUAGGAACCCUUUGUACCAUGGUGGUUGGUUUAUUAGCUUAUGUGGUAAGCUCAUGUUAUUAGCUCAUGUCAAUAGCUUAUGUUAUUAGCUCAUGUUAUUAGCUUAUGUGGUAAGCUCAUGUUAUUAGCUCAUGUCAAUAGCUUAUGUUAUUAGCUUAUGUUAUUAGCUUAUGUGGUAAGCUCAUGUUAUUAGCUCAUGUCAAGAGCUUAGGUUAUUAGCUCAUGUUAUUAGCUUAUGUGGUAAGCUCAUGUUAUUAGCUUAUGUUAUUAGUUCAUGUUAUCAGCUUAUGUGGUAAGCUCAUGUUAUUAGUUCAUGUUAUUAGCUUAUGUGGUUAGCUCAGGUUAUUAGCUCAUGUUAUUAGCUCAUGUUAAUAGCUCUUGUGUGCUUUAUUUGGUCUGUGUCUUUUGUUUAGUUUUCUUUAGCUGUGUUUAGUUUAGGUUGUUCUUGUUUGUACUUUGUUAUUAAUAAAUUUAGUUUACAUCUCUG
This is a messenger RNA of Trichomycterus rosablanca, 1338 nucleotides long. RefSeq names its product protein SON-like. NCBI's taxonomy places the organism in Eukaryota, Metazoa, Chordata, Actinopteri, Siluriformes, Trichomycteridae. The transcript is spliced from 2 exons. The record is from RefSeq and is a predicted model, not a curated record. Bases 195 to 602 code for a protein of 135 amino acids.